Talaromyces proteolyticus is the source of this 1786-nucleotide messenger RNA. RefSeq names its product putative tryptophanyl-tRNA synthetase, cytoplasmic. Bases 163 to 1491 code for a protein of 442 amino acids. The transcript has 9 exons. Gene Ontology annotation, molecular function: ATP binding; tryptophan-tRNA ligase activity. NCBI's taxonomy places the organism in Eukaryota, Fungi, Ascomycota, Eurotiomycetes, Eurotiales, Trichocomaceae. Gene Ontology annotation, biological process: tryptophanyl-tRNA aminoacylation. Gene Ontology annotation, cellular component: cytoplasm. The record is from RefSeq and is a predicted model, not a curated record.
ACCCUGAACCAAAAAACCACCCCGCCGCGUUUUAGAUUUCUGAGUCACAGGCCCUCCAAAACCACAGCUCGCCUUGUUUCGUCAUAGCUGGGGGGUUCUCAACCAAUUUUCUCCGAUAAUUCAGAGGAAUUCAAGUCGUCAAAUUCUACACAAGCUGCAAGAAUGGCGACGUCCGGGAGCGAAACAGUACUCCCUAUUCGCGAAGGUGAAGAGGAAAAGAAAGCUGAACAGCAAAUCGACCCGUGGGAUGUUCAAGCAGGACGAGACGAGAAUGGCAAUGUCCUGGCAUUCGACUAUGAGGCUAUUUCAAAGAAAUGGGCAACCAAACUCAUCGACGAAGACCUCCUACAGAGAUUUGAGCGCUUAACUGGUCACAAACCGCAUCGUUGGUUAAGACGAGGAUUAUUCUUUUCGCAUCGCGAUUUCGACAGGAUUCUGGACAAGUACGAGGCUGGUGAACCGUUCUUUAUGUAUACCGGCAGAGGGCCGUCUAGCGAUGCGCUGCAUUUGGGACAUACCAUUCCAUUUUCCUUCACGAAAUGGCUUCAGGACGUAUUUGAUGUUCCGCUAGUCAUUAUGCUUACUGACGAUGAAAAGGCGCUCUUUAAAGAAAAACUUACUUUCGAGGAAACGUACAAGUUCGGUUUACAGAACGCAAAGGACAUUAUUGCUUGCGGAUUCGAUCUCAAAAAGACUUUCAUCUACAGUGAUCUGGAAUACAUCAGUGGGCCGUUUUUGACAAACGUCUGGGAAUUCUCGAAAUUAGUCACAUUCAACCAAGUGCGGGGUGCCUUUGGAUUUAACGAGAGUACUAACAUUGGCCGGAUUAUGUUCCCUGCGGUACAAUGUGUCGCUGCUUUCGCUACGUCUUAUCCUGAGAUUUGGUCUGACAAGCCCACGAAAGAGCGAACAAAAGCUCUGGCGAAAAUCCCUUGCCUGGUUCCGAUGGCCAUUGACCAGGAUCCUUAUUUCCGCCUCGUCCGUGACAACGCGCAUCGCAUGCGAUAUCCUUCUCCCAAACCCGCCUUGAUACACUCGAAGUUUCUUACGGCACUACAGGGCGCAGGCGGCAAAAUGAGUGCGAGUGAUCCAAAUUCGGCGAUUUUCAUGACAGAUACACCCAAUCAAAUCAAGAAUAAAAUCAAUAAACACGCGUUCAGUGGGGGCAGGGAGACACUGGAAGAGCAUCGCGAACUCGGCGGCAUACCAGAGAUUGAUGUCGCAUUUCAAUACCUCUCCUACUUUGAAGACGAUGAUGAGAAACUCAAGAAAAUCGAAGACAGUUACAGAAGCGGAGAGCUGCUUACUGGGGAAUUGAAGAAGAUGGCCAUCGAAUUGAUUCAGGGGAAUGUUAAGGAGUUCCAGAGCAGGAGAAAUGCUGUCACGGACGAGCUUCUGCGGCAGUACAUGACGCCUCGCAAGCUGGAAUGGAAAGGAAACCCAAACCCCAAACCCAAGGAGUCCAAAAAGGAGAAGGGAGCAGCGGCAUAGCAAGCUGAACAGUGAAAAUACUACAUAGUCAGAGUACUUUAUUUUCGUCAGCUGAAAUCAUCAGCCGUGGAUUCGGCGAUCCCUAGCGUUUUAGAUGACAGGAGAAUAAUGCAGACGAAGUAAUUACUUGUGUCGUUUUCUGUUUCUAGUUCUGUUGGUGGUCCCUGCACGAUAUUCACAUGUGAUUCGAUCAUGCAACACGAAGCUGUCUCACACUCAAUAGGAGAAAAAUACCAGGAUCCCCAUCCUCGCUCUCACAUCGACUAGCAAAGAUAGUACCAGCGAUUGACGAGGC